CUCGUGCCUGCGUGAGUAUGCCUGCGUGGCUUCUGGAACACUGACACGUUCCAUCGACAUGGAUGAGCCGGAAGGCAGCUCCUACGAGUCGACAAUAAGCGGAUCACCGGAAAUCAAGGAGAAGCGAUGGCUUCCCGUUCCCACAGUCAAGGGGGUCUUCAUGUUCGUCGGAGUGGUCAUGAUCAUCGGAGUGCUGGGAAUGGCCGGCUACAUCUUCUACAAGGGCCCUGAUGCCAAGGCUAAACGUCUCGUAGCAUCUAAACCUGCCACCAACCCGUCUUCUGGAAGCCGAGUGGAAGAAGAUCCUGCAUUUACCGUCGCAGCCGCUGAACCCAUGAGUACUAAGAAGGCAAAGAAGCCGCAUUCUAACCCUUCAAAAAAGAAGAGGUCUGUUCCAGCGGGGUCCGCUAAGAAGAAAAACAAGGCCAAGAAAGGAGGCCACAAGCGCAGCUACACCCAGAAUCUGGGCCCUCAGAACGCUCCGUUGGAGGCAGACGCUGAUGACGACGACAACGACGGGGACGAAGGCGAGAAGGCCGACGAUGGAAAGAAGACCGACGAAGGCGAGAAGGCCGACGAUGGAAAGAAGACCGACGAAGGAGAGAAGGCCGGCGAUCUGGGCGCUUCCGAUGUGAAGACUACCACGACUGUAAAUGACGAGCAAGAAAUUUUACUUCUGCGUUGGCUCUGCCUGAUCGCAGUGUUCAACGGAGACCCCUCCUGUACGACCAGCCACGACAUCUACCAGUGCGAAGGCGACGAGCAGCUACAGAUGUUCGUGUCGCACCUGUGCAUGAGUAACAGCAAGGGGGGCACUUGCUUUGACUGGCGACCGCAGCGACUCUGCCUGACGAGCCAGUCAAACCGAUUCCGCUCCGUGCAGGAGUGCGAGGAAAACUGCAACGCGGGCAACAACAAAUGUGGCCCGGCAGCGACCUGCGAGUGUUCCGGCAUGUACCGCAAGGUCAACUACAUUUAUGACAUGCGCCGCCAGCGCUGCCGCCUCAUCCCGGUCCACGAAUGCGCCGAGGUAGACGUGGGAUUCACCGACUCCGAUGAGUGCGAGAGCAAGUGCGGAAGUGACACCUCGAAAGAAGACACACGCUGCAAGCUUGCCGCACUGGAGGAACUGGUGCGUCCAUGCCUAUGGGAGGACAAGCUGUACACGCACUAUUUCGACGCGAAGAGCGGCAAGUGCCAGCCCUGGGACGAGAGCGUGUGCUCCUCGAAGGUCUUCAGGAGGUUGGACAAGUGCUUUAGUGGUUGCUCUCGCGGAGUCAUCGGCGAUGCUUCGCAGCAAGAGAACACCACCACAGGGAACACCACCACAGAUCGUCGCGUUGUACGCGCGCAGCGAGCGCCACCCGGGGCCGCAAAAGUAAUCACUUGACUUCUCUCGACCAUUCUCCCUGUUUUGUUUUUUACCUCCUUUUGAGCCUGUAACCAUGUGUGACUGCAGACCAUGUGCGUGGCUUACCGUGUAAUAAAGUGACC
Dermacentor silvarum is the source of this 1494-nucleotide messenger RNA. RefSeq lists its product as uncharacterized. The transcript has 12 exons. The record is from RefSeq and is a predicted model, not a curated record. NCBI's taxonomy places the organism in Eukaryota, Metazoa, Arthropoda, Arachnida, Ixodida, Ixodidae. The coding region runs from base 59 to 1390 and encodes 443 amino acids. Gene Ontology annotation, molecular function: serine-type endopeptidase inhibitor activity.